Moneuplotes crassus is the source of this 2559-nucleotide messenger RNA. Lineage: Eukaryota; Ciliophora; Spirotrichea; Euplotida; Euplotidae. The record is from the annotation of a GenBank genome assembly.
UGAGACAGAUGGACAUUAACCCAAAUGAAGAUGAUGGAUUCAGAGUCACAUUCAACCAAGAUAGAACAGAUAUUUACCUAGACCAUAGCGCAGAUGAUGAAGAGUUAGAAGCAAUCACCCAUUCUUAUGAUGAAAAGCCACUUCCACUUAUCCAGGAUUCAAAUAAAAACCUCAAGCCUAUCUCAAGGUACACAAAUGAGACUGAUAGAGCUCAUAAAUAAGUCAGAUUCCUGUGUGACUUAUUGUCCUUGCCCAGAUCUCAAGAAGUACCUGGAUGAUAGUAAUAUUCACUCCCUUUCAAGUAUAAAAUUCAAUUUAAAACAUCUUGAGGGUAAAGAAAUCGAGAAAGAGCAAAUCCAAGGAGCGCUUCAGAAAUGAACCUCACAAGCGACCAUAAGGCAGAGAAUAACUGAAUAUGAUUGUGCCAGGAGAGGCAAGAAAAGCCCAGAUAAAUACAAGUACUCAAAGAAAAACACAGGAAGCGCCAAGAGCAGGAAUGCAUAUUCCAAGAUGAAUUUUAUUAACAAAGCAUAUAAGAAUUCUAAAAUGACAAGUUCUCACCACCAAGUACCUUCAAAUGGAAAGAAAAAUGAUACAAAAAAGUCCACCUCAAAAACUAGAAAUAGGAAGUUAAGGAAUAGGGUUCCGAGGUCAAUUAAGAAGCCUUCCACCAGCUUUGAGAAGAAUAGUUACACAAAUAUUAACAUCCCAACUACGAUGACUCCUAAAGUUCAAGAUGACAGCAAUUCUACUCCAAUAAUAUCUAUUAUUUCUGAAGAAAAUAGAGUGAUUGUUUUACAAGAAGAACAGUCACAGAAAAUUAAGAAGAAGAAACCAAAGAAGAAAAUCCCUCAUAAGUCAUAUUUAAACAAGGAAGAGACACCUCAAGAGAGGGAUAAUAGACUUGAAAGACGUAGGUCAAGAUCAGAGAGAUCCCAAAGUGCUAAUUCUAAGAACCAGAGUAGCAUCUUCAACCAAGAAUACGAAUCUAGUAAAGGAGAGAAUGAUGAAGAGGAUAGCCCUAAGGAGGAAUUCUUAUGUCAAAAACAAAGCUCUAUAGAUCCUAAUGAAGAAAUCCUCUUCAUUGCUAGGCAGUAUAGUGACUCUAAUAGUCCUUUAAAAGAGCCUCCAGAGAUAGAAGAGAAUCAUCCUCUUGAAGUUGACCAACAAAUUGUCCAAGAGAAACCAGUUGAGGAGAUUAAAGAAGAAAAGAAAAGUGAAAAUGCAAUUGAUCUCCUCAAUGAGAACCAAGAGCCAACACCAGUUCCUCAGCAACCUCAAGAACAAGUUCCAAGAAAUAAUAACCAGGAUAUUUCUCCUAGUAAAGAAAAUAGUGUAAAAUCUUUAUCCCAAGGAUCCGUUAUUGAGGAGUCCAGAUCUAAUGUAGAGAAGGAAGGAGAAGGAGACAUUCUUGAUACAAUUACACCUCUAGAGAUUGAGCAGUUCAAUGAGAGACCAAAGAAGAUCCGUCAUAACUUCAGUGAAUCCAACAGAGGAAAUUUCUGAAGAUUAGAAGAAAUUUCAGAGAACCCAUCUCGAGAAGGAGAGGGAUUUGAAGGCAACAAAGCCACUAGUAAUGAAGAGAAUGAUCCCAGCAACGAGAGGUCCCAUGAACUGAGAACAGUCGAUAUAGAAGCCAUAAAUUCUGAAGAAUCAGAGGAAGAUCUUGAAAAUUACCCCAUGAAGACCAUCUAUGAUUGGAAAAGAGAUGCAGUGAACAAUGAAAAUAUAGAAAUCAGUCGGAGAUCAGGAUCAAAUUCAGUGAUCAAUGGUUCUGAUCGUAAAAGAAAUAUAUCCAAAAGGCUCAUGAAUGAUCUAAGAAGAGAUGUGCAUGUCACUAACAAGAAUUUAAAAUAACUUUGACCUUAUUGAGUUCCUCCACUCAGACAGAGAAGGCAGAUCUGAAAGCAAAGAGGAAGACAAGUUUGAAUCGAGGUUAGGCAGAGAGGAGAAUAAGUCCACUCAUUUCGAAGCUCUUUAUCCAGAAGCCAGGUACGGUAACAGACAUAGAGAGCUAGAGUCCUCUGAAGAAGAAUACAGUGAAGGCCAUGAUACCACUUAUUACAGAAAUAUGCAGGAAAGUGUUCAGAGAUUAAGGAAAUGCGACCAAGAAGAAAGCAAUAGCUCAUUUUCAACUAUAAAUAAAAAUACACAGAAUUUCAGAAGAGAGUUCAGCCAGAAUAAGCUGAUCAACUACAAAAGUAAAGUGGCGAAGUACAAUAAAGAUAUCAUCAGAAAAAUAGGUAAGCUUAGAAACAAAGACUGUAGAAAAUGAGGCAGCUAGAGUCAUCCAAAUUAAUUUUUGGAACUAUCUCAAUAGAAAAAGACAGGAAAGAGACAGAAAUCAUCAUUUUUCAAAUUUAAGAAUGCAGCAUAGAUAUGUUGACCAGCAGGAUGUUGAAGUCCAGACUGACGAUAUCCCAAUGCUCAGGAUGAUGGAUCAGUUUGACCCUGACCAAUUUAAGAGAUUUAUGGAGAUGAUGUGUGCCAGUUACCUCGCUCAUGCAGAAGCUAACGGACAGCAGUAAUACCCUUCCAAAUGAUUUUUUAAAUUCCAAC